This is a messenger RNA of Ahaetulla prasina, 4969 nucleotides long. RefSeq names its product phosphomannomutase 1 (gene PMM1). Gene Ontology annotation, molecular function: phosphomannomutase activity. Lineage: Eukaryota; Metazoa; Chordata; Lepidosauria; Squamata; Colubridae. The transcript is spliced from 9 exons. Gene Ontology annotation, biological process: GDP-mannose biosynthetic process; protein N-linked glycosylation; mannose metabolic process. The record is from RefSeq and is a predicted model, not a curated record. Gene Ontology annotation, cellular component: cytosol. Bases 1207 to 1986 code for a protein of 259 amino acids.
GAUCUUUAUAUAAUCUUGGGUCUUCCACAUUAAAGUGAUAAAACUGGUUUGUUGUUUGUUUCUCCUAGGUUACAGAGGAGCAAAGGGAUCAGGGCGUGUCUUUAAGUUGCUGGUUGCCACACACAUUCAGAUUCAUGGGGAUUGUUUUGCCUAUCUGUCAAACACAUACCUUAAUUAAAGAUGGAUAAAUAUUCACUUUUUAAGUUUAAAGUAGUCAUAAUGCAGCCUUGCUAUAGAUAGUAGCUUAUACUUGUUUUUUUAGGGAUAAGCCAAAAAAAUUUAAAGCUCUAGAUUUUAAGAUGUUUCCAGGCUAGAUGAACUGAUCUUUUAAAUAAAAAGUUAGGUAAAGGUUCCCCUCGCACAUAUGUGCUAAUCAUUCCCGACUCUAGGGGCGGUGCUCAUCUCCGUUUCUAAGCUGAAGAGCCAGUGCUGUCUGAAGACGUCCCCGUCAGUGGUGGGUUGCCCCAGGUUUGGACUUGCGAACUGGUAAUAAAACUGGGGAGAGGCUCCGUCCACCGACCCCAACAUCAUCAGGAAGCUUCUGCGCAGAAGCAAGCGCACGCAAGCAAUCCUGCUGAGAACUGGUAGUAAAGAUCACACAGAAUUAGUAACUGCACGGCGCUGUGGGGUAUCGGUAAAUAGACUCUGCUAGAGCCGAAACUGGGCAGGACCUGUAGAUCGCAGGAGGCGGGGUCAAGCUGUCCCUCUCCCACCCCCUCACCUAAGAACUCUCACGCAUAACCUUCCAUUCAUUUAUAUGCACGAGUGCGUAUAUAUUUGUAAACAACGGUCAAUGUAAACCCGCACGUGACUAUUCACGCGUAUAGAUACGCGGUCACUCAUUCAGGAACACGUCAAAGGAGAGGACCGAUGGAGAGGGCGGCCAGCCUCUUCCUUACGCCUGCAAAGACCGGAAAAAUCUUGGCUUACGCCACUCAUUCCUCUCCGGUUUUGAGACUCCGGCCUGAGAUUUCCGAAGGGUCCGGAUCAGCCAAGCUGCUUUGGGACUUUUAGCGCCAGAAACCGCCACGAAUCCUCCGCAGCUCUCCGCCAGGCCCGGACGGGUCGUCAGCCCGGUUUCCAAGGAUCACAUGAGCAGCUCUUAUCUUCCUAAUUGGUUCCUUCGUGGGCCGACGCCUCCGGUGGAUCGCCGCCUUGUCGCCGCUGAAGAGUUAAAGCCGCCGAGGAAAGCGGGGUCGACGCGCAAUGGCCGAGACCUCCGGGAGUCCGCCGCGCAUUCUCUGCCUCUUUGACGUGGAUGGGACCCUCACACCGCCUCGGCAGAAAAUUGAGCCUGAAAUAGCAAAAUUUCUUCAAGAGCUGCGUAAAAGAGUGAUGAUUGGGGUGGUUGGAGGCUCAGACUACUCCAAAAUAGCAGAACAGCUUGGAGAAGGGGAUGAAGUCAUAAACAAGUUUGAUUACGUCUUUGCAGAAAAUGGCACUGUGCAAUACAAGAAUGGGCAACUAGUCUCAAAGCAGGCUAUCCAGAACCAUCUUGGAGAGGAACUUUUGCAAGAGCUGAUCAACUUCUGCCUUAAUUACAUGGCACUUCUAAAGUUGCCCAAGAAACGGGGAACAUUCAUAGAAUUUCGCAAUGGAAUGUUGAACAUCUCCCCCAUUGGUCGAAGCUGCAGUUUGGAAGAACGAAUAGAAUUUUCUGAACUGGACAAGAAAGAAAAGAUACGAGAGAAGUUUGUAGCAGCUCUGCAGAGAGAGUUUGCAGGCAAGGGUCUGCGAUUUUCCCGAGGUGGUAUGAUUAGUUUUGACGUUUUUCCAGAGGGCUGGGACAAACGCUAUUGCCUCAACAUCCUUGAGGAUGAGAAAUUUGAUGUCAUACAUUUUUUUGGAAAUGAGACAACCCCUGGUGGGAAUGAUUAUGAAAUCUAUGAUGAUCCUCGGACAGUAGGACAUAGUAUCCAUUCUCCCCAGGACACAGUUCGGCGAUGUCGAGAGAUAUUCUUUCCAGAGACUGUGAACAAUUCUUGACUCACGGAUCUUCUGCUGCUAUUCUUCUUGUUCACUUCAUAAAAGCACCUUUUGAAUUAUAAUCAAGGCUUGCUGAAGCCCACGGUUGAAAUGCACUUUGGAAAUGGAGGUGAAGUGUGAAAAUAGAGAUUUAAAGUGCCAUCACCAGUUUGUAGUAGUAAGAAUCUACAGAACAAUGACUACCAUAUUUCAUCCUCCCAGCCCCUAAAACAAAAGGUUUCGUUUUAAAGGGAGCUGUGUCCUUUUUCUAAAACUGUGAGAGAGAAGGAGAGAAAUAGAAAGCUGGUAAUCUCUUCAUAUAUUCACCUAAAUCAAUUUCUGCGAUUAAAAUAGUAAUAUUAAUAGGUUAAAGGGAAAACAAUCUGAUCUUUCAAAGUAUUUUCAUAUUCUCGAACCUGUUAGAUGGCCUGCCAUUUUUUAAAAAUUGGAAUCAGGUCUUUUUUAAAGCUAAUAAUGAAUAGGGAAAACACCCCUAAUCUAUUACUAGCCAUGCAGAAUGCAGAGAGAGGUAGAAAGUAAACUUUGAAAUAUAGAUCCUAUUGAAAGUGAUUAGUCAUAGACAUCACCAUUCUACUCAGCUUUCAGUAUCCAUUAGAAUAUUCUUCUGUGACUUCUGAUCUAAUAUGUGAAACCAUCUGUUUAAAAUAUGACUUUGGUGCUCAGGUUUAUUUUAUCAUAGAUAAUAUAUUUUUGGUCCAAUAAAAGUACAGUUUGUGUGUUGAGGUCCACACGUCUUAGCAGUCUUGCAUAUUGCAACUGCGCCUUCUCACAAAAAGCCUUUGCUUUAGUUUCAGUUAUUAGAAUAUUGUUUACUUGCACUUUCUUCCCAUUGCUCACUCUAACUCUUUAUCACCUUAAUUAUCCAACCUAACUAUAGAAGUGCUGGCAAUAGCAUUUAGAUCUAAUAAUCAGAUUAAUGGAAUGAAAAUGGGAGGUAAAUGUAUCUUUUAAAUCUAUUUACAGAUGAUUUUGACUCUCAAAUGCUUUUUAUUUAGCUAGGUAUAUUAAGGAGUGAAAGAAAUUUGCAGAAAUGCCAGGACUAUCAGUUAAUUUUCCUAAAUUAUAUAUAUAUAUUAUAUUACACACACACACCACAAAAUUAUAAUUCAAAUAUUAAUAAAAUCUUUACAUAUAAUUAUGUACCAACUUGAAAGAAAUUAAAUAAAGAAAUGAAAAACUGGGCUUGAAAACAUUUCAAUAUUUUAGGAUGAAUUACAGUGGUUAAAAUGAAAAUGCUUGCACAGUUGAACUUAUUAUUUCAGUGCCUCCUAGUGGCAACUCCUAAAUAGGCUUUAAGACAUUGGCAAAAAAAAAAGCUUCUAUUUCAAUCUACAAAUACUAAGAGUAAAUAAAAUUAUUUAUAUAGAUUUCAAAAACAGGGAGGUUGGAUCAUGCCCUAUUUGUUAAUACAUUAUUGAGGAUUGCAGCUAAGGCAUAUGAUUCCAUGUAUUCUGGGAGAAUCAUCUAAACAAUGAAUUUAUUUUGAAGCUAUGUUAGAACCAGAUAAGUUUAUAAAGCAAUGGCUUUUUAUCCAAAAUGUUUUUCUAGAAUUAAACAAAUUGAAAAUGUUUUUACUAAAACAAUGCUUCAAAUUUGAAAGAGUAGAUAUGUAGUUUUGAUAAAGCUUAUUCCUCAUUUUUCUGUCAACAUAAAUUGAUCAGGAUGAUUAUGGCUUGGCUAAAAUGAAAUCUUUGAGAAAAUAUAUUUAUAGAUUUUUAUAGUAAUAAUCUUUCAAUAAAGAUCAGAUUGAGCAAUGAAUAGGUGACAAAUUACCAAGCUUUUCUGAUAUCAACUUAAAUUUCUUUUGGGUGAUAGAAUUAUUAGAGAUUCAGCAGCAUGACCUGAUAUCCAUUUUGAGAAUUUAAUACUUUAUCAUUUAAAACAGCGGUUACCAACUGGUGGUCCAUGGACCACUGGUAGUCCACAAGAAAAUUUUGGUGGUCCACAGAAACAUUAUUUGCAUUUUUUAUAUUGCACUAAAUACUAUUUAUCUUUUUUAAAAAAUCAUAUUAGUGGUCCGCAGAAUUUAAAAUUAUGAAUUUGGUGGUCCCUGAGGUCCAAAAGGUUGGUGACCCCUGAUUUAAAACAACCAAAAACCAUUUCAAAAAUUUAUUGGUUGUGAUUGCAAUCAGAAAGAGAAGAUCAGUUAUAUAUUUUAAAGGAAGCUUGGGAUACUGAUCUUAGUAAUCCUGUAUAGGAGACAAUUGGCAGAAGUUCUGGAAAGAUCUUUGGCUUCAAUGCAAGAAAUGUAAUAGAAGAUAAUUGGAUUGUUGUACAAUGCCCAGAGUCAUUUUCCAUGAGAUAAAUGACAUGUGAAUUUGAUUGAUUGGCUGAUAAAUAAAUGAAACAAAACAUACCAUUGGUACUUUACUCCCGUUAGGCUGGCUCAUACUGGAUAUAUCAAAAUUAUUCUUCCAAAUUUUAGAAAAGGUGUUAAGUCAUUUUUUCAUUUGUUAUGAUCAUGCAAUAAAGAUAUGAAAUGGAUGCCUUCAGCUAUAGUACUUUCAUAUAACAUGGCACUAAUUCAGAGACUUGAAAGCAGGCAUUUCAUCACUUGCUUCCUUCUUCAUAAAUAGUGCUAUUAGAGGCAUCUAAAGAAAUAAAAGGAUGAGAAGCUGAUAUUAUUAAUGAAAUGAAAUUAACCCAUUCUUUUCCGAGAUGCUGAGGCUUUUGCUUUAAAAUAAAUAUUGCCAGCUCUUCUUAGUUUCCAUUGCUUUUCCAGGGGGGUUAUGAAGUCCUUAAUACAGGGACCUACUUAUUACUGUGAAAGACACAAAGUGGUCUAUUUCUCAGAUGGAUCAAAAAACAGAACCCCACUUUAUUAAGAAGGAAUGUUUAUUUUGAUGUCAUGUAUGUUAAAGUAACCCAACUAUUUUGCUGUAGCUACAGAUGUCAAGCCAAGAACAGAUUUGUGGGGCCUUGUUGGCAGGCAGCUUUUAUAGCAUUAUAGAAGUAUGACAUUAAUAAAAUUGAAUUAAAAUAU